Messenger RNA from Paramisgurnus dabryanus, 1341 nucleotides. Lineage: Eukaryota; Metazoa; Chordata; Actinopteri; Cypriniformes; Cobitidae. The record is from RefSeq and is a predicted model, not a curated record.
AUGGUGGUGGAUCAGCUAGAGGACGUGGUUCAGAGAUGGAGAACAACUAAAGAAAAUGACUUUACACAAGAUGAUCGUGAGCUUUUCCUAAAUGCAAGUUUUACCUCCAUUGCUCAAGGUAACAGUGGUCAACUGCUCGACUUCAUAAAGCAGGAGGUAAAUCAGCACAUAGUGAGGUCUAUGGCCAGCAGCCUAUUGCCUUCACUGGUAAAGGAUGUGCUGAAAAAAAAUGGCAGUUCUGCUCAUUCUCAGGCUAUCCUCAAUGAACUUGUGCUGCUCUGCAAUGUUGAAGAACUUCUCGACAUUUUACUCCCGCAAGUGGAUGACAUUGAUCCAGAUGCUAUUGCAGACACAAUCACUGUUCUCAUGCCUCUCAUUCAGUCAGUGCUGUUAAGAAUGGAGUCAAAGGCAUCUGGACUGGCUUUGGCCCUGGAUUCUCUGCAGAAACAGAUUUCAAAGCUGCCUGUACCAUACUCACACAAACAGGAACAGGAAGAUGAGCAUGGGCUCUGCCGAUGCUGCAGUGCAGCACUGACCUUUGUACAACCCUUCGUGCAGGAAGCCAAGAAUCAAGACUUAAACUUAGACUUGCCCACCAACCAAGACUCAAAACUAAGAGCUACUCUUCUAAAGUUGUAUGUUUUUACCAUAUUGUUUAGCUGCAUGGCGAAUCUAAGGGAACCUCUUCUUCAAGCCCAGCUGGACAGGGAGGUGAAUACUGUGGAAAAUUCGACGCUGUGGAAGUUUGCCACAGAAAUAAUGGCAAUCCUUGCGAUGAUCCAAGAGCCCCUACCAAAACUCUUAUUCUACCGGCCAUUCACAGAGAAGGAAGAUGGUAUUACACUGGAAAGGAGCGGUUGUCAACAGAAGGAAUCAAAAGCAUGUAUUGCUUACUUGCUAUUUGUCCAGCUUAUUGCUGUGGAAGUGUUUCCUGCAGUGUAUAGCCCUGUUUUCAUCCUUCAAUGUAAUAUGGAAUACAUCAGUCUUCUGUUAAGUAGGAAGGAUGAAUCAUGGAUUUUGAAAGGCUUGGACUUGAAUGUAAAAAGUUUGGAGGGAUUAACAGACAGUAGCCUCCCAGUGGAGCUCUUACAACUUAAAUGUUUUCAUGAGGUUCCACAGAGCUUGGUUAAAAUCAUGACUGACUGUCCUAUCCAGCACCUAAAAAUAAAGAGCCUCCUAGUGUUCCAGCUCUUCAUCGAGAAACUUGAUGGUGAAGCCAAGCACAAGUUUUUCAGACGCGUCAUGAAAACUAGUCAUCAUGCAGGAGUAGAAAGUAUCAUCAUCAAAAACAUCAAGAAACACAUGGAGCUGUUAAGAAAGGUGCUUGUCUUACACUCAUAA